CAGUGGCUUUUCAGGCUGUCGGCUUGACAGGGGGCGGGGCUUAGACUCACCGGCAGAGAGUCGGAUGUCGCCUGACCGGAUGGUCGCUGGAAGUUUUUUUGUUUUUGACAGACCGAUGACUGAAAGUGAUUAAAGGGUGGAACUUGGAAGUAACCCGAGCACCUUGCUUAGACGAGCCGAGCCGAGCCGAGUCUUGCCGAGUCCUGCCGAGCCGAGCCGAGCCCAGCUGAAGCCAUGGGGAACCGGGGGAUGGAGGAAUUGAUCCCCCUGAUCAAUAAACUUCAGGAUGCUUUCAGUUCCAUCGGGCAGAGCUGCAAUUUGGAUUUACCCCAGAUCGCCGUGGUGGGAGGACAGAGCGCCGGAAAGAGCUCGGUUUUGGAAAAUUUCGUCGGCAGGGAUUUUCUCCCUCGCGGUUCAGGAAUUGUCACUCGCAGGCCUCUUGUUCUGCAGCUAAUCAACAGCAAAGCAGAGUAUGCAGAGUUCCUGCACUGUAAAGGGAAGAAGUUUGUGGACUUUGAUGAGGUUCGGAUGGAGAUCGAGGCCGAGACGGACAGGAUCACGGGCUCGAAUAAAGGAAUCUCCCCCAUUCCCAUCAACCUGAGAGUCUACUCUCCUAAUGUGUUGAAUCUGACCCUCAUCGACCUGCCAGGGAUGACCAAGGUUGCCGUGGGUGACCAGCCGCAAGACAUCGAGCACCAGAUCCGAGACAUGCUCUUGCAGUUCAUCACUAAAGACAGCUGCCUGAUCCUGGCAGUCACGCCGGCUAACACCGACCUGGCCAACUCCGAUGCUCUCAAGAUCGCCAAGGAGGUGGACCCUCAGGGUCUGCGCACUAUCGGCGUGAUCACUAAGCUGGACCUGAUGGACGAAGGAACAGACGCUCGAGACAUCCUGGAGAACAAGUUGCUCCCGCUGCGCAGAGGUUACAUCGGCGUGGUGAACCGCAGUCAGAAGGACAUCGACGGCAGGAAGGACAUCCGCGCUGCUCUGGCUGCUGAGAGGAAGUUCUUCCUUUCUCAUCCUGCUUACAGACACAUCGCUGAGCGAAUGGGAACGCCGCACCUGCAGAAGACCCUCAACCAGCAAUUGACUAACCACAUCCGGGACACGUUGCCUGGUUUACGCAGUAAGUUGCAGUCGCAGCUCCUGUCUCUGGAGAAAGAGGUGGAGGAGUACAAGAACUUCCGUCCUGACGACCCCACACGCAAGACCAAGGCUCUGCUGCAGAUGGUGCAGCAGUUCGGCGUGGACUUUGAGAAGUGUAUCGAGGGCUCAGGAGAUCAGGUGGACACGGUGGAGCUGUCCGGAGGCGCCAGGAUUAACCGCAUCUUCCACGAGCGCUUCCCUUUCGAGCUGGUCAAGAUUGUGUUUGAUGAGAAGGAGCUGCGGCGAGAAAUCAGUCACGCCAUUAAGAACGUCCACGGUGUCAGAACUGGCCUGUUCACCCCCGACCUGGCGUUUGAAGCCAUCGUGAAAAAGCAGAUCAUAAAGCUGAAAGAGCCCUGUCUCAAAUGUAUCGAUCUGGUGAUUCAGGAGCUCAUCAACACGGUCAGGCAGUGCACCAACAAGCUGAACUCAUACCCCCGCCUGAGAGAGGAGACGGAGAGAAUUGUCACUACAUAUGUCCGAGAGCGAGAGGGGAAGACAAAGGACCAGGUUCUGUUGCUGAUCGACAUCGAGUUGUCUUACAUCAACACCAACCACGAGGACUUCAUUGGAUUUGCCAAUCUAGACCACCGGAGGCUGGAUGACGGUACCCUUCCCAGUGCACAACAGAGGACACAUGCGAACAAGAAAAGGCCCAUUCCAAACCAGCUAAGCGGACUCAUAGAGGGAACACCAGAAAAGUGAGGAAACGAACAGAGAACCUGUCUACUCCAAAACCAUGGUUUAUGCCUCAUCAGAACAUCACCUCAGAGCCGCUGGACAUGAACUUCAGAAAGCCCAGAGCAUUUAUAUUUCUAGGCUUUUGUAUAAUUGAAAUCUGAUCUUAACGGUUGUUAAGUUAUGGCAGAGAUUUGGCUUGGCUAGUCAGCGAUCUACAACAUGACCAGCACAGUGAUCUUGACUUCGGUAUUAAUAAGAAAGUUGAUGCUUUGGAAGCUGAUCUGUUUGAGCCGAGUGUACAGAUGAAGAAAUCAGAGAGCUGGAAAGACUAAAAGACUAAAGUGCCACUGCAUCACUUACCAUAAAGAUGAAACAAGGGCUAAAUCCCAGUGCACCAUUAUCAGCAGGGAGUUGAACAGCAUUGUGGGUAAUGUAGGAAACUGGGGACCAAAGUAAAAUCGAUGAGACGUUAAAACUAAAGAAGUCAACUCAAAAUUUCGUUAUAAUGAAUCUUGGAUGCCAUUGAUUAUAAAGACAAUAUGGAAGUCGUUCAAGGUGAAGUUUACCUUUAAAAGUGAAAACAGCUCCACUGCACUGAUUUGAAAGAGAAAAAUGUCGUUAAACUACUUUGUUGACAGAAUAAUGUUCUAUUUUCUACAUUCGUUUCUCAGUUAUAAAGCACACGUUAGAUUAGAUUAGAUUAGAUUGUUAGUAAAAUUAAACAAUGUAGCAUUUAUCUAAACUAAAUUGUUGAUGAAAUUGAUUAAUUCUAACACAUCUCUGCCAGCCAAUUGCUGCGAAGGUGGGCUGGCAGUUCGGACAUUUCGGCUUCAGAGAGAAAACUUUCCAAAAUGCUUCCUUUUGUCUAAUCCAGGACGCAUAAAUCAAGCUUAAGGGCAGAUGCUGAAUUCUGUCAAGACAUAUCUAAAAUACAUAGUUAUACAGUAUAACACAAAUUCAAAACCACACUUCUUACAAACAAACAAUAAAAGUGUUCAGAUGAGUGAAAGUCUGACCAAAGCUGUAUUUGUGGCAUUUUAUCCAACUUUCCAAAAAAAGUAGUGCUGGUUACUUGACACUUUUUAAAGCUUUUAUGGUAUUCAUGCGCCACCAGAGCCGCACUACAAGUACAGAAAAUCCUUCCCCCUGAAAAAGUAUGGAAGGACGACUUCUACACACCUCUGACUGAAGAGACGGUACAAGCUUUCUACAAAAAUCUGCAUUUUCAUUGACGCCCCAUUAUCUGCCCUCAGACUUCCAUUGUGAGUGAGUUUAGUGUAAAGAGGAUUUUAUUGUUUUGUUUUUUUUUCCUCAGUACAGAGAAACAAUUUGAAAUUCUCAUCUGUGGUAGUAAAAUCACACAUGCACUACAGAUACGGUGGUUGAAAACUGCUGAAGUACUCCUUUAGUGGUAGCCUGCAUUAAUUCGUGGUAAUAAAAGUGAUGCCUCGGUUGUCCUGCAGUCUGGCUGAGUGCUGGCAUCUCCUCUAGGGGGCGCCGAGUUUGCCUUGUGGAGGAAUGGGCUGUGGGAGGGAAGGGGCGGGGUCGGAGGGACAAAAACAACCAAUAAGGAGCCGGGGCUGAACCUCACUCACAAAUCAUGUGUGUGCCAUUCACUUGUGUAUGUAUGUGUGUGUGUGUGUGUGUGUGUGUGUGUGCGUGUGUGCGCGCGUGUGCGCGUGUGUGUGUGAGCGAGCGCGUGUGUCUCUCUGAUGUUUCCUGUCUCUAACUAAAAUCACACAAUUAUCACAACACUUUUGCUCAGUACAGAAAGCAGCUAGGUAAAGAAUAAACCAUGUGCUGUUUUAGGAAAAUAAUUAACAUCAGGGUGAUGUGAUAACACAGAGUUGAUUAUUUUCCAAUUAAAGCACAUCCCAAAGUGUUUUAUUCCUCUUAUACCACAGCAAUUUGCAGUCGAUUAAAUUUUCUUUAUCAUCGUACUUUUUAUCCUUUUAUAGUUACAUUUAAUGUGGCACAUCCAUGAAACAAGUUCUCACUUACGUUAUUACGUUAUAUGUUAUUAACAGCCGUUCACUCACCAGCCUCUCUUUUUUUCUCUCUCUCUCUCACUAGAAGUUAAUAAGAAGGAAAAAAACGCAGCUUGUCAUGUUACUGAGAAAGCACAAAGCGUAAACUCUUCUGUCCUGAAGAUGUUGGAAAGCGUAAAGUUACAGCUUUACCUCUGACUGUUACACAGCACUGACAUUGGAGACUCCUUCCAUAAAUGUUAAAUGGAAAGUUAAACGAUUAUAUCCUUAUUGUUUUUCAUCAGUUAAUGUGGACCGUACGCCAGAAACGGUAAAGCGUUAUAUAAACGAGCGCAUUGAUAUAAACCUGUGAUUUGUAGCUGCACUACUGUCAGAGCUGCUGUUCUAGAAAAUUAAUCGACACCUUUCGACCAAUCAGAAUCCAGAAUUCAACAGCACUGUGGUAUAAAUGGAUUUGUUGCAUCUCAGUUUAUCAUUUUAAGUCAAGAGAAACCAGGCUUUUCUCUCAGCUUGUACAUUAUAAGCCUGUUUCUCUUUGUAUGUACAAGCGUCUGGAUCAGAUUAAGAAAUUAAAUGAGUGUUAAUCUAAUUAAGCGCUAAAUACAAACAUGAAUAAAUUAGACUAACUGAGUCUGAAUGCUAUUUAUUUAUUGACUUGAUCCUGAAUUUCAAAUCCUCAUUGCGUGCUAUCAGUGAUGAUAAUCUGGCAAGCUGUAGCUGAAUGAAUUUAUUUAGAGAAAUCUCUUUAUCUCUCUCUUGCAAUUGGGACUUUUUUGAUUAUUAAACACUAAUAUUUCAUUUUGGCUAUUAAGCUAACUUAUUUUAAGCUCGUCGGUGUCUUAGUCGAUAGUGUUUAACUCACUGAGAGCAUUUCACUGUGCUCAGUGAUUGUGCAGCCCUGCUCUAUACUCCUAACUGCUUUAUUUUUUUUAGAUUUAAUUCUUUUAAUUAUUUGAUUUAAAAAAAAAAAUCAUUAUUUUUGGUGUCAGUAUAAUAUGAACACAUUAACAAUGAUCAAUAUAUAAUCAAAACUAAUUCCAGCUCACUAAAGAUCACUCUUUUUCUUAAUUAAUGUAGGUGAAUUGAUGGUCUCUGGGCUCGCUUUUAAUUUCUUAACUAGACAGAUUAAACAAAAAUCUGAUUUAAUUCAUGUGAUUGUUUCACCAUCAUCAAAAUUGUUUGCUUACAGGUUUAGACUCCUGUAACAUACAUAUUCAGCUGUGUGUGUGUGUGUGUGUGUGUGUGUGUGUGUGUGUGUAUAUAAAGAUCCCUCAGUCAAGUACAAGUACAAAUACUUAAUGUUGCUUAAUAUUACUUAACAAAAAUAAAUAAAUAAAUAAAUAAAUAAGUAGUCUGUUAAAGUAGAACAUUCUUAUAUUUAUUCUCAAAAGAAUCACAUCACACAAAGAUUUUUGUUGUUGACAGUAAAUUAGUGUCUUUCACCAAGAAACUGAGGAAGCAUCAAAUAGUGACAGCUAAUAUCUUUGACAGUAGAAACUAGCUCACAUGCUAAUAUCUUUGACAGUAGAAACUAGCUCACAUGCUAAUAUCUUUGACAGUAUAAACUAGCUCACAUGCUAAUAGCUUUGACAGUAUAAACUAGCUCACAUGCUAAUAGCUUUGACAGUAGAAACUAGCUCGCAUGCUAAUAGCUUUGACAGUACAAACUAGCCCACAUGCUAAUAGCGUUGUUAGUAUAAAGUAGCUCACAUGCUAAUAGCUUUGACAGUAUAAACUAGCUCACAUGCUAAUAGCGUUGUUAGUAUAAACUAGCUCACAUGCUAAUAGCUUUGACAGUAUAAACUAGCUCACAUGCUGAUAGCGUUGUUAGUGUAAACUAGCUCACAUGCUAAUAGCUUUGACAGUACAAACUAGCCCACAUGCUAAUAGCGUUGUUAGUAUAAAGUAGCUCACAUGCUAAUAGCUUUGACAGUAUAAACUAGCUCACAUGCUAAUAGCGUUGUUAGUAUAAACUAGCUCACAUGCUAAUAGCUUUGACAGUAUAAACUAGCUCACAUGCUAAUAGCGUUGUUAGUAUAAACUAGUUCACAUGCUAAUAUAUUUGACAGUAUAAACUAGCUCACAUGCUAAUAUAUUUGACAGUAUAAACUAGCUCGCAUGCUAACAUAUUUGACAGUAUAAACUAGCUCACAUGCUAAUAGCCUUGACAGUAGAAACUAGCUCACAUGCUAACAUAGUCGACAGUACAAACUAGCUCACAUGCUAAUAGCUUUGACAGUACAAACUAGCCCACAUGCUAAUAGCUUUGACAGUACAAACUAGCUCACAUGCUAAUAGCUUUGACAGUACAAACUAGCCCACAUGCUAAUAGCUUUGACAGUAUAAACUAGCUCACAUGCUAAUAGCCUUGACAGUAGAAACUAGCUCACAUGCUAACAUAGUCGACAGUACAAACUAGCUCACAUGCUAAUAGCUUUGACAGUACAAACUAGCCCACAUGCUAAUAGCUUUGACAGUACAAACUAGCCCACAUGCUAAUAGCGUUGUUAGUAUAAACUAGCUCACAUGCUAAUAGCUUUGACAGUAUAAACUAGCUCACAUGCUAAUAUAUUUGGCAGUAUAAACUACCUCACAUGCUAAUAGCGUUGUUAGUAUAAACUAGCCCACAUGCUAAUAGCGUUGUUAGUAUAAACUAGCCCACAUGCUAAUAGCUUUGAUAAAUGCAUUAGAAUGAGAAUAAUUACAUAUUUGUAGUGAUAGAGAUCAGGACUUUUAUAGAUUUAAGGAAUCUAUAAAAGAAAUGAAUUAUAGAAUUCAUGAACAAAAAUUUUUUUUUCUCUAAAACAGCUGUAAAAUGUAGAAUUUUACAAAUUAAUAAAAGGGAGUGAUCAUUUUUUUUAGUUAUAAAUUUGAAUUAAUUGCUUGAAACGGUUUGGGAUAAAGUUAUCUUGUUAAUUUAUUAUUUAUAGUUUAGACUGAAUUUAUUCCUUUUCAGUCAUUGUGAUUUUUGAAAAAUGUGCUCGCUUUUGUACAGUAACUUGAAGGUAAAUAAAAACUCGAGGAAAGUACAGAAGCUUGAAACUCGAAUUGUAGUUUGUUGCUCCUCAUUUCUGACUGCGGCUCAGUGAAUUAGCGCUGUGCUGAAAACUGGAAAGCGAAACGGUGUUUUUGUGCUGAAACAGGAAGUUUUUUUUAUAUAUAUAUAUAUAUAAACUCUCUCCCGCAGUGUUUCGACACACUCUCUUCAUUCUCCUUUUCUCUUUUGUCUGCUACUGUUCCUGUUCCUGUAUUUUUGGAGGGUUUGUGAGAGUUUCCUCACCAAGGCAAACGAGGAAUACGAGAUUUCUCUGUUCGAGUCCUGUCCUGCUGCCUGCUGCCUGCUGCUCGUUUGUUUUGGCACCCACGUUUUUCUAAAGAGCACAGGAUGACAGGGAGGUGGAGGGGAGAGGUGGUGGUCUACAUCAGCACCUAAAUUUAAUACAUUUGAAAUUGGACAUUUUUUAAUGAACAGGUUUUGGAACAUUUGAAAUGUAGAAACUUGAUGUUGUGAUCUUUUUUUUUUUUUUUUCUUUUUUGGUCCUGUUCUCCGCUUGUAACUCACAGCAGUAACGAAGACUGAGAUCACUAUCUCUCCUCCUCUCCCUGUUCACCACUUUAUUUACUCGAUCUUUAGUAACUCUCACCCUCCUCUUUCCCCCCCUCUCUCUCUCUCUCUCUCUCUCUCUCUCUUUCCCUCUUCCUCCCCCUCUCUCUCUCCCUCUGUCUCUCUUUCUAUUCUAGCAUUGCUCUAAUGCCUAUUUCUGUCCUUAAUUUUUUUUUUUUAAUUUCUAGGGCAGUAGCAGUUUACGUCACUAACCUCUAACCUUUGUGAUUUAGCUAGCUUUUACUCGCCACUUUAAUCUUAACAGGCCCCCGCCGACCCCUGACCUUCGCUCCUCUAGCCUUCCACUCAGUGUGGAUGCCACAGACCCGCACACACAAACCGAUAACCAGCCUUUUUGCAUGUUGUUUGUGUUUAUUUAUUUAUUAUUUUUUAACCUUCCUUCAUUGUUUAGGAUGAAACCUUCACCAGGCUUUCUGAUUCUUUUCACCAGCGUGUGCACUUUUAAUUCAGCUCCUACCUCAACGGUCACGUGAUCACAAGAUGAUUUCCCUGAGACGUUAUUUAAAGGAAUCUUUAAUUAAUGUGGUCAUUAUUUAUUUACCGACGUGCCAUUCAGUGAUGCGCUUUGUCUGUAGGUGAAAAAAAGAUGGAUUGCAGUUCUCACGAGCAAAAUUCUGCACUGAUACACAAAAUACAAUUGCAUUGUACUUCUAAUAAUAAUCUACUGUUUGAAUAGUAAUGAGUCUAUAAUGUUAUAAUAUAUAAAGUUAGCAUUAGCACUAGAUACAGUAUAGGUUGCAAUUUCAUCACGUUAAAGAUGAAGUAAAAAUUAUUAUUAUUAUCCUAAAUUUUAAUGUUUCAUAUUUUAUUUAUUUAUUUAACAGAGUAAUGUUGCUGAUAUUCAGUUUAAUUUAACAUUUCUUCGAUGACCCCAGUUCUGCCUUCCUCAAUUCAGCUCAACUCUUUGCAAAAAAAGACUUUUUUAGGCCAAAUCUCAAAUCCUAUUCACUAUAUAAGCUCACUACAUAGGGUGUAAUGUAAUGUAUAAUGAUAUUAAACCUUUUGUGUGUGUGAGAUUCAGCACAAAAAUUGUGCCAUCAGUAAAUGGCUGUUUGAGCUGAGCUACUUACAUCUGCCAUCUCAUUUCACACACAUACUUUAUUUGUUUUUUAUAUUUAACAAGAAAAGCGAAUUAUAGAUAACUGAACAAUAUGUGUAAGGCUCAAUUGUAAAAUAUGUAACAUCGAUAUUAUAAAAUUCUGAAAAGGAUUAAAAAGGUGAAAGUUGUCCCAAUAGCCGUUACUUAAAACAAGCAAAAAACAAACAAACAAACAAAAAAAAAACAGAAACGAAGCUUAGUGUUUUACCUUUUUUUUUGCCUUAAAAAAUUUAGAUGAUAUGACAUUUUAAUUAGUAUUCAAAGAGUGAAAUUUGUUCUGACAGCUGUAAUUUAAAUAAAAAAAAAUUACAAAAAUAAAAACCAAUUAAGCCCAGUCUUUAUCAUAAUAGUUGAAAAUGGAAAAAUAUCAUGUCAGGAAUACAAAUAAAAAACAAACAAUGCAUCAACUUUCAUGAACAAUUUUAAUAAAAAUAAUAAAUAGUCAUUUUAAAUAACAAUUUUGCAAAUCACGCAGUACAGAUUGUCGUUCCUGUUCGAACCCAUGUUCCUGUGCAGGUAAGUGUGAGCAGGUGUUCACUGUGAGUGUUUUCACACACAGCUGCUCUCAGCCUGAGACAUGUGUGUGUGUCUGUGUGUCUGUGUCUGUGUGUGUUUUGGUAAAGUCGAAUGUCUCCGCUGCCCUGUGACGUUUUCCCUCCCGUCCCUCUGCACAGGUGAUCCGCAAAGGCUGGCUCACCAUCAACAUCAGCUUCAUGAAGGGAGGAUCCAAGGAGUACUGGUUCGUCCUGACCGCCGAGUCCCUCUCCUGGUACAAGGAUGAAGAGG
Molecule: messenger RNA, 9325 nt
Organism: Pangasianodon hypophthalmus (striped catfish)
Lineage: Eukaryota; Metazoa; Chordata; Actinopteri; Siluriformes; Pangasiidae
Gene: dnm2a
Product: dynamin 2a
Exons: 17
Coding region: 235-1851 (538 amino acids)
Cellular component (GO): membrane; microtubule; cytoplasm
Molecular function (GO): GTPase activity; GTP binding; microtubule binding
Source: RefSeq, a predicted model, not a curated record